Molecule: messenger RNA, 1348 nt
Organism: Drosophila yakuba
Lineage: Eukaryota; Metazoa; Arthropoda; Insecta; Diptera; Drosophilidae
Product: opsin Rh2
Exons: 4
Coding region: 62-1207 (381 amino acids)
Biological process (GO): visual perception; phototransduction; G protein-coupled receptor signaling pathway
Cellular component (GO): membrane
Molecular function (GO): G protein-coupled receptor activity
Source: RefSeq, a predicted model, not a curated record
CUUGGCUCAGAUCUAGUUCGAUGAGCCAUCGUUUAGUCGAAGGGGUUGCGGGUAGCUGAGCAUGGAGCGCAGUCAUUUGCCAGAGACGCCAUUCGACCUGGCCCUUUCUGGGCCCAGGUUCCAGGCCCAGUCGAGCGGCAAUGGUUCCGUGCUGGACAAUGUGCUGCCCGACAUGGCGCACCUGGUGAACCCCUACUGGAGCCGCUUCGCGCCCAUGGACCCCAUUAUGAGUAAGAUCCUCGGAGUGUUCACCCUGGCCAUCCUGAUCGUCUCGUGCUGCGGCAACGGAGUGGUGGUCUACAUUUUCGGAGGAACAAAGUCGCUGCGCACGCCGGCAAACCUGCUCGUUCUCAACCUGGCCUUUUCCGACUUCUGUAUGAUGGCCUCCCAGUCGCCGGUGAUGAUUAUCAACUUCUACUACGAGACUUGGGUGCUGGGGCCGCUGUGGUGCGACAUAUAUGCGGGAUGUGGAUCGCUCUUUGGCUGUGUGUCCAUCUGGUCCAUGUGCAUGAUUGCCUUCGAUCGGUACAAUGUGAUCGUGAAGGGAAUCAAUGGCACACCCAUGACCAUCAAGACGUCCAUAAUGAAGAUACUUUUUAUCUGGACGAUGGCUGUCUUCUGGACUGUUAUGCCUUUGGUAGGAUGGAGCGCCUACGUGCCUGAGGGCAAUCUGACUGCCUGCAGCAUCGACUACAUGACGCGUCUGUGGAACCCCCGGUCAUAUCUAAUUACAUAUUCCCUCUUCGUGUACUACACUCCCCUUUUCCUCAUCUGCUACUCCUACUGGUUCAUUAUAGCCGCCGUCGCCGCUCAUGAAAAAGCGAUGCGGGAACAGGCCAAGAAGAUGAAUGUGAAAUCUCUGCGCAGCUCUGAAGACUGCGACAAAAGCGCCGAGGGAAAGCUGGCCAAGGUGGCUCUGACUACAAUCUCCCUCUGGUUUAUGGCGUGGACACCAUACCUAGUCAUCUGCUAUUUCGGACUCUUCAAGAUCGAGGGUUUGACCCCACUGACGACCAUUUGGGGGGCGACUUUCGCCAAGACGAGUGCCGUCUACAAUCCGAUUGUGUAUGGCAUUAGUCAUCCCAAAUACCGCAUAGUUCUCAAGGAAAAGUGCCCUAUGUGUGUGUUUGGCAAUACGGAUGAACCAAAGCCGGAUGCACCCUCUUCUGAUACGGAAACCACAUCUGAGGCGGAUUCAAAGGCUUAAGCAGUAAAAAAGCAACGCAAUUGCCUGCGAAGGGCACAGAAAUGUAAAAAAGUAAUGCACUAUCAUAACGUGAUACAAAAAUGUAAAAAAAAAAUUUAAUAAGCCUUACGGAUUAAAGUUAGUUUGAAAAUUGUUUUAAAA